Chondrus crispus (carragheen) is the source of this 1173-nucleotide messenger RNA. RefSeq lists its product as hypothetical. Lineage: Eukaryota; Rhodophyta; Florideophyceae; Gigartinales; Gigartinaceae. The transcript has a single exon. The record is from RefSeq and is a predicted model, not a curated record. Bases 1 to 1173 code for a protein of 390 amino acids.
AUGAUGAAGCGCACCCCUUUUUUCAUGGCAAUAUUGUCCUUUCUGCUCGUCUUGUCUCGAACUCAAGCCGACAGAUCUGAUACUACUACUCUUCUUAUCAAGAGCCAGAUUUCGAAGAAUCAGGCUCGACUUCACCCGUUGUCUCGGAUAUCCCACUCAAAGCUUAAGCUGAAAAGAGUUUUUACAAUGCGUUCUGGUGAUGUUGUUGGAGUGCAAGUUCGAGCAGGCCUGACGAGUGACGAAUGCUCUUCGGACCAAGACUGUGUCGGAUCAAGAGAAUGCAUAUAUCUAGAAGAUGACGAAAUUUUUCCAUGUUCAAACAAAAGUGAACAUGGAAAAAAUUCUUCUUCCUGGUGCUUCUGCUUCGGGGAAGAGCAUUUCCAAAUCUGCGAUUACAGUCAUGAGUGUGUAGAAGGGGAACUCUGUGCUUCCAUUGGCGGAGAGAGACCAUUCUGCGUAAGUAAGGACUACGUCGCCGAAAACCCUGGUGUCGUUCAAACCGAUGGACUCACCUGGGAUGAUUGUGAAGCUCCCUCGCAGUGUAUUCCCCCGCACAUAUGCAGGAUUAAGCUGGACGAUGAUGAGUUCAAAGAAUGUAACUAUAAUCCUGACGAGCUUUGUCAUUGCUUUGCGGAGCGCACUGCCGAGUGUGAAACAAACGCCGAUUGUCCGGAUAGGGGAGAAAUAUGUGCAGAAAGAACCGAUAAGGAAUUAGAAUCGUUCUACUGCAUCUCAGAAGAUAGCGUACAAAGGCCGUCAUUUUGGCGACCAGCUCCUACUCCAACCAGUGUGAUCAGUUCACCAUUACCAAUUCUAGACGUCACGUUGCCGCCACCGUCUGAUUGUAUCGAUGUAAGAGCUCUGUCACAUCUCAGUGAAGAAGAUCUCGUCUUCAAAACUCAUUUCGUGGCACCGGUUCUAUGCGAUUCGAACGAUAGUUGCGCGACUCCAGCGCACGUCGUGAUGCAUGACGGAAGGCCGAUGAUGAUGAGGAGCUACUGCGCAACUGUGGGAUGUACAAAGAAAAACAUGUAUGUGAACAGCCCCAAGUAUUAUCGCAGGCUUGUUGUCAAGUCUAAGACGCCGGGGCUACACUUUACUGUUUUUGCGGCAAGGUACGGGACUCGCCUUGAAGAGGUUGUGAUUUCGUCUGUAUUGCGACUUGGCUUCUAG